GGCGCUGUGGCUGCAGCAAUGGCCGCCUCAGAAGACCCCAAGGACCAGAGAGCCAGCCCUAACGUCAUGGGCCUUGAGACAGACCUGGAGACCAGCUCAGAGGGGAAGCCAGCCCGCCAUCAGAAGGCCAUCCCCACUGCUCACCUAACUUUCGUCUUUGAUUGUGCACGUGGGAAACAGCUCUGCCUGGCUGCACCCUCAGCACCACCCCGAGCCCCUAGGCCCAACCCAGGACCUGUCACCCCUCCAAUGAAGACCUACAUCUUGUUCUGCGGGGGAAACCAGCCCCAGCAAACUCAUGAGGUCCCCCUGGGUGGGGGGUGCCUUGCCCAGGCGGAGGGUACCUUGCCACCCUCUGGAGGGACUGUGGCCCCAGCUUCCUCCCCGGGCAGCCCACUCGGGUGCCAGGAGGCUCCUGAAGCCAAGGGGAGCCCCUUGAAGACUGUGCCCUCGAGGUCUUCAGCUUGGGGAACAGUCAUAGGCUCGCUCAAAGCCCUCUCCUCCUGCGUCUGUGGACAGGCAGAUUAACUGGAAAGGCCUGGCCACGGGAGGAAGGGGCUGGCAAGCCAGGCUCGGUGCCCAGGGGCUGCAAUUCCCAGAGCCCACUCCCUUUUCCCAGCCAAGCAGAAGCCUUUUGUGCCUGAGCCAAAGAAAGAGCAGUAGAUCAACUGAAGGACAUCUGAAACAGCCACCAAGUACACACUCAAGGGUAUCCUUCCUCCUUCCUCCCUAUCUUUGUCAGCCUUUCAGCAGA
This is a messenger RNA of Equus quagga, 754 nucleotides long. RefSeq names its product steroid receptor associated and regulated protein (gene SRARP). Gene Ontology annotation, molecular function: nuclear estrogen receptor binding. The transcript is spliced from 2 exons. The record is from RefSeq and is a predicted model, not a curated record. Gene Ontology annotation, biological process: positive regulation of intracellular estrogen receptor signaling pathway. NCBI's taxonomy places the organism in Eukaryota, Metazoa, Chordata, Mammalia, Perissodactyla, Equidae. The coding region runs from base 19 to 528 and encodes 169 amino acids. Gene Ontology annotation, cellular component: cytoplasm; nucleus.